Molecule: messenger RNA, 1356 nt
Organism: Pecten maximus
Lineage: Eukaryota; Metazoa; Mollusca; Bivalvia; Pectinida; Pectinidae
Product: deoxynucleoside triphosphate triphosphohydrolase SAMHD1-like
Exons: 11
Coding region: 75-1073 (332 amino acids)
Biological process (GO): dGTP catabolic process
Cellular component (GO): nucleus
Molecular function (GO): dGTPase activity
Source: RefSeq, a predicted model, not a curated record
AUAUGUCACUGAAUUAAGAAUACUGUAAAUACCAAUGAUGUAGCAGAUUGAAUACAGAAGCUGAAGAUGUCAACAUGGCAGAACAAGAUAAAAAUAUUUCUAACAGACGCUUGCCGGAGUUAACUGAAAAAGAUCUGCAGGAUUUUGGUAUUGAAUCGAAGAAAGACCGCGAGGAAACAAUGAAGAUUAUAAAAGAAAUCCUGGCCAGUGCCAUACCUGAAUACCUAAAGAUUUUUAAUGACCCCAUACAUGGCCAUAUUGAGCUGCAUCCAUUGUGUGUGAAGAUCAUUGACACGCCCGAGUUCCAGAGACUACGAUUCAUCAAGCAGCUUGGGGCUUGCUACUUUGUAUAUCCAGGAGCUGCUCACAACAGAUUUGAACAUAGCCUAGGAGUUUGCCACCUAGCAGGAGAACUGGUUCGAGCUAUCGGGGACAGACAGCCUCAAUACCAUAUCACCAGUACUGAUAUUCUUUGUGUAGAGAUCGCUGGCCUCUGUCACGACCUUGGCCACGGUCCGUUUUCUCACCUAUUUGACAGGAAGUUCAUCCCUGAGGCCAUUCCCGGGGGCAGGUGGGAGCAUGAGCAAGCAUCUGUUGAAAUGUUUGAUCAUCUUGUGAAGAAGAAUGGGCUGGAAGAAGAAUUUAAAAAGUACGGCCUCGAAUCGGCCGAUCUUACCUUCAUCAAAGAGCAAAUCAAGGGACCAUCAAAAGAUGAGUCAGAGCGCCGGAAGAGUACUUCUGAUACCAUUGACCUUGACCACAGAGACUGGCCGUUUAAGGGACGUGACAAAAACAAAGGAUUUUUGUACGAGGUUGUUGCUAACAAAAGGAAUGGUAUAGAUGUGGAUAAGUGGGAUUACUUUGCCAGGGACUGCCACAAUCUUGGUAUCCGAAACAAUUUUGACCACCUUAGAUUCAUCAAGUUUGCUAGAGUUCUGUUUGUUGACGAAGAAUUUCAAAUCUGCUCCAGAGACAAGGAGGUCCAGACUCUGUAUGACAUGUUCCACACACGUUUAACACUACAUAAGAGGGCCUACCAGCAUAGAGUGAAUGUCGUCAUAGAACGCAUGUAAGUAUCGUGAUGCUGUGCUGUAAAUACUGUGAUGUCAUGCUGUAAGUACCAUGACAUCAUGCUGUAAGUAUGGUGACGUUCUACUGAAAGUUUCAUGACAUCAAGUACCAUGACGUCAUCUGCUGUUGAAAGUACCAUCACACCAUUGUGAAAGGUAUCAUUAUAGAAUUGCUCUAAGUACAUUGACGUCAUGCUGUGAGUACCGUGAUGUCAUACUGUAAGAUCCAUAACAUCUUGCUUUAAAAUAUCAUUGUAAAAGUUAUUAUACCCCCAUUUGCAUUUUG